This is a messenger RNA of Pocillopora damicornis (cauliflower coral), 1392 nucleotides long. Its product is annotated as zinc transporter ZIP1. Gene Ontology annotation, molecular function: zinc ion transmembrane transporter activity. Gene Ontology annotation, biological process: zinc ion transmembrane transport. The record is from RefSeq and is a predicted model, not a curated record. NCBI's taxonomy places the organism in Eukaryota, Metazoa, Cnidaria, Anthozoa, Scleractinia, Pocilloporidae. Gene Ontology annotation, cellular component: plasma membrane.
ACAAUCACGAGAUCUUUAGUGAGGUUUACCACCUCUUCAUUUGUUUCAAGAACCCUGGAAGUACGUUCUCUCGUGGCGUAGAGUUUUGAAAAGUCAUCAGGACCUGCAGAUCGUGAUGCAGCAGGAUAUCAUAAAGGGGAUUGCGAUUGCCAUCUUGUUCGUGUUUACCGUCUUUGCCGGUUUGGUGCCAUUGAAAAUUCGUCCGGGUUCAGGGACCGCCAGCGUACGGCAGCGAAUCCUCAGUUACUGUAACUGCUUCGCUGGGGGAGUAUUUUUUGCGACAUGUUUGUUAGAUUUGCUGCCGAUGAUCCGAGAAAAGUAUGAAGAAGCGUUUAAUCUGGCUGGUAUCCAUCCGGUAUUUCCCGUUGCAGAGUUCACGACAUGUAUGGGUUUCUUUCUCAUCUUGACUGUUGAACAGAUCGUUCACUCUUGCCAUGGUUCUUCCUUGCUACACGUAUUGCAUGGCGACCACACAACGAAACAGCCCCUUUUGAAUAAUACUCCAGAUGAUGGUUUCUAUUCGGGUAGCGAAAGGAAAACACGAAAGAAAAACAAAUACGGAGAGUCGAGUUUGAGAACUUACAUAUUAAUCGUCGCCUUAUCGUUGCACUCAGUAUUCGAAGGACUAGCACUGGGUUUGAUCACAGAUGUCGAGCGCCUGGUACAAAUCGCCGGAGCCAUCGUGAUACACAAAUCGAUCAUUGCGUUUUCGUUAGGUGUGAACUUAGUGCAUCACGAAAUGCCAACAAAAACCGUCGUCAAAUCAUCUAUACUGUUUGCAGUCAUGGGCCCGAUUGGCAUUGCAAUUGGAAUUGCGGUGCUACACAACUCUACUGAAUUUACAAGCAGUCUCUACUCAGGCAUUUUACAAGGAAUUGCAAAUGGAACUUUUUUAUUCGUGACAUUCUUUGAAAUCUUCCAGCGAGAGCUGUCAGAGCCUGGCAGUCGUCUUCUCAAGGUACUAGCUAUAAUCGUUGGUUAUUCUGUGGUGACGGGCUUGCUGUAUUAUUCAAAUAUUCUGGAACACAGCGAAACGGACGUAGAGGUGAAUCAAAAAUGAACAACAAAUGCGACUGUUCUACCAAAUGUUGGAUCUUAAGUUGUGUUAAGAGCCGCAAAACACUACUACAGAAAUGCUCUAUCUUUUCCCAUAAGGAAUGGUAUAAUGUCGUAACUAUUUGAUUUCAGAAUUAUUAGCCUUCCAUAAAUUUUAGAAAUAGAGAAGUGAACUUUCAUGAAUACACCAGGAGAGAUCAGAGGACAUUGGAAACAAUACCCUCAUCUACCCUCUCCAUGUUUAAUAAGUAUUUUAUAGUACAAAGACCAUAGAACAGAGACUAUAUGAUGAAAGACUUGAUUGUAUCUGUGCAAUAAAAUUGCAUUUUAUCAAAA